GAGUGAAUAUAUUGGGGAUUAGGGUUUCUCUGAAUAACAACAGAACGGAAGAAACUUGAAAUUGGAGGCAAAGAGAUGGGUAGCGAAGAAGAAUCGAUUGAGCAAACCGUCGCGUCCCGUCGUGAAAGAUUGGCAGCAUUGAGAGCAGCUCAAGAAUUAUCGAAUGCUCCUGAAGCUGGAACCGAACCUGAAUCUGCAGCCGCAAAUGGCAACGAUGAUCGAGAUGAAUCACCACAAGAAGAACAAGAAAAUCUGAGCAUGAAGUUCCGCAACUAUGUUCCACAUGAUAAGCAUCUUCAGGAAGGGAAGCUUGCCCCUGCAGUGUUACCGAAGUUUGAAGACCCUGUUGCUGCUUCUGCGCCUGAGCCUCAUCCCCAGGAGGACCCUUUUCUGAAUAUUGCUCCUAAGAAACCUAACUGGGACCUGCGCCGAGAUGUGCAGAAGAAGCUUGAUAAGCUUGAGAAGCGAACUCAGAAGGCGCUCUAUCAGCUCAUGGUGGAACAAGAGAAGCAAAAGGAGUUGGCUGAGGGAGAUGAUACAAAUGGCACAUUAGAUUAGAUUGCAAAUUGUUGUAGCAACUGAGAUAUUGAAGUGAUAUGUUAAAAAUUCAUAUCCCAAUUAAUCUGCUUAACUCAAACUAAAUUGGGUUCUAACAUGCCAGUCUUUGUGACAUUGCAGUCUAUCGUGAGUGUUGUAUAAUCCACUUCUCUUUCAAUGACCUAGAAUGAGGGUACGUAUUAGACAUGAUUUAGAGGUCAAAUAUUCCUGGAUCUUGAUAGGUGUAUUAAAAUUUUGUUACAUAUAAACAUUGCUCAAGUAGCCGAGAUGUAAAGAUUUUGCUUUGCUUUGUU
Molecule: messenger RNA, 851 nt
Organism: Lotus japonicus
Lineage: Eukaryota; Viridiplantae; Streptophyta; Magnoliopsida; Fabales; Fabaceae
Exons: 4
Coding region: 76-558 (160 amino acids)
Cellular component (GO): U2-type spliceosomal complex; post-mRNA release spliceosomal complex
Source: RefSeq, a predicted model, not a curated record